Molecule: messenger RNA, 2204 nt
Organism: Nomia melanderi (Alkali bee)
Lineage: Eukaryota; Metazoa; Arthropoda; Insecta; Hymenoptera; Halictidae
Product: dolichyldiphosphatase 1
Biological process (GO): protein N-linked glycosylation; lipid biosynthetic process
Cellular component (GO): intracellular membrane-bounded organelle; endoplasmic reticulum membrane
Molecular function (GO): dolichyldiphosphatase activity
Source: RefSeq, a predicted model, not a curated record
CACAAGUCACAAUACGAUGGAAAUUCAGAAACAAUCUAAUAAAAUUUGUACCUUCUCGUUAAUUGAUUAAAUUUUGUAGAAAAAAGAAAUUUGACUUGUUUGAAACUUUUAUCUUAUCUUCUAUUAAUUUGCAUAUACUAAAAUUUUCAGUUUAUCGAUUAUAUGUAAACUAAUCGACACGAUAGAUUAACAAACUAUAGUUAAAAUUUGAUUUUUCAUACUCGAUGCACAAGCUGGUGGCUACCACUACUCCACGGAUUCCAUGAUUGUUGCUGCGCGGUGAGUUGUUCAAGUUAUGGUCACUUCAAACAUUUCGAUAACAUGGCAUCGUUAGACGACGAAUCAUUUCAUGAAGUUAAAUCACGUUUCGUGGAUACUAUGCAAAAAACAGAAUGGGUUCCUUUGUCUCUUACUUUAAUCGAAUAUCCCCAGGGUGAUCUUUUUGGGAAAUUCUUAGCUUUAAUAAGUUUAGUACCAUUUGCUAUUAUAGCUGGUUUUGUAACAUUGAUAUUAUUUAGAAGAGAUUUGCAAACGAUUACAUUUUUUAGUGGAAUUAUAAUAAAUGACUUCAUAAAUUUUGUAUUGAAACAUACAAUUUGUGAAGCAAGACCAAUGAGGCGUGAUGUUAUUUUUGUUGAAUAUGGUAUGCCAUCAGCGCACGCACAGUUUAUGUGGUUUUUUGCUGCAUAUGCCACACUUUUUAUAUGCAUUAGGUUACACCAUAACAAUAAUAACAGUGUGUCAGAAAGAUUCUGGAGAAUUAUUACUAUGACUGCUUGCAUAAUUGUUGCUCUUUUAGUGACCUAUAGUAGGGUCUAUUUAUUAUAUCAUACUAUUUCUCAAGUCCUAUGUGGUGCACUUGUAGGAAUUAUAUUGGGAGUAGUAUGGUUUAUAAUAAUGCAUGCAGUAUUUAUACCAGUUUUUCCUUAUAUCGUUUCAUGGCGGAUAUCAGAGUAUUUACUGUUACGAGAUACAACAUUAAUUCCCAAUAUUCUCUGGUUUGAAUAUACAAAUAUUCGCACAGAAGCACGAGCACGUGCACGAAAACUUGUAUCAAUGAAAUCACAAUGACGUCUAAUGUCUAGCCAUGGGCUGAAAACAAAUAGGAAAUAAAUGACUGAAUAGUAAAUGUUAAAAACAAGUGAUAUCAUUCCUUCAGUCUGGCGAAAUUGAAAAAAAUCCAAAAUUCGUUUGGCUCAAAGAAUUAUCUUGAAUAAUAAAUGGCAGGCUUUUGCCAUUAGUAAUAUUUAAAUGCAUAAGGUGUUAGUACAAAUUUUGCAUACAAAUUUUCACGUUUAUACGGUCGAAACCUGUAUGUUUGGAUAAUUUAGUUUUUAUAAUUUUGCGUAAGUUAUUUAUAAUCCACAAUUUGAUGAGUAAUAUUCGUACAAUUAUUAGCUUUUACAACAAAAAGAUGUAUAUACAUAAUACAAAUAAUAUAUGUAUAUCUUUGUGUUUCGUAAAGACAAAUAAUGUUUAUAAUAUAUUAUGAAUUGAAGAUUAACGAAUUUAAAAAAAGGAAAUAAACUUAGUGCAAUAAUGUAACGAAAUAUACAAUACACUUAAUAUUCAAUGAUAAUUUAUUCAAGAAAAAGCAGAGUUAAAUGAAUGUUAGUAGAAAAAAAAUGAGACCAUGGCUAUGACUAAAAAUUUAUUUUUUUUUACCUAUAAUUGUUACCGAAUUGUUAUCACUUCCGUUCUGCAAACUGCAGCAUUACUGUAUUGUUUUUAGGAUUUUAAACAUUGUAUAUAGUUCCUUCAUUUAUUACUAAUCGGUUAAGUGGUUAUUAUCAUUAAAACUCACCUAUGUACCUCGUAUUAAAGAAUUAGGGAAAACGCAAAUAAAAAUAAGUGAACAAUCGAAACAGAUUUUACAGGCUUAACAUCCAGAAAAGAAACAUUGAAUUAAAUUUUUUACUAAAACCUACUGUAGCGAGUGUUAAGUUCUUAACGAAAUAACGUUGUUUUAUUUGAAUAAUUUAUAUUUACCAUGUAGAUGUCUUAUAUUGAAUUACAUUUUUAAAUGAUACUUUUGUUUGAUAUAUAAUAUAAAAAUGAUGACGUUAUACUUAAAUCAUCAUUAUGUUGCUCAAUUAUUAUUAUAGCGAUUACAUAAAAUUUGUUAUGCAUUUGUGCGAAAGUACUACAAUGUAAAUACGCAAUAAAAUUUUAUAAAUGAACUUUAAAUAAAAUUAAUGCACCUA